AUGAGUGAAUCAAAUAUAACAUUUUCUGAUCAAACACAUCGAAUUUUUAUUUUAUCAUCUAAACCAAUGAAUGAUCAUACUGCUUUAUAUAUUAUAUUAUUAUUAGUUAUUCUUCUAUUUAUUCUUUUAUUUUAUUUAAUAUAUAAUUUUAUUUCAUUUAAACGUUAUACGAUUUCUCGAAAAACUCAAAUGAAUUCAUAUUUAUAUUCAACAAAACAAUUAAAUGAUCAUUUAUCAAUUAUUCUUGCUCAAACAACUAAACCUAAAAUUGAAAGACGUACACAAUCAUGUGGAGAAUUAAAACUUCCAUUACAUCGAGUACCAUUACGAACAAGAACUUCAUUAUCGAUGUAUCAAAAUUUUAGACAAACAAAAAAUUUUAUUCCCAAUCAAUAUGAAACUACUAAUGAACUUAUUUCUGAUCUUUGA
Rotaria sordida is the source of this 429-nucleotide messenger RNA. NCBI's taxonomy places the organism in Eukaryota, Metazoa, Rotifera, Eurotatoria, Philodinida, Philodinidae. The record is from the annotation of a GenBank genome assembly.